GGGAAACAGCACUGGUCUCACCUGAAAUAUCUUUCUUUGACUCAAGUUGGUUGGCUUUUUUCUAAGCUUGUUUAGACUUCCUUUAAAAACCUUCCUUGUCUGCCUGUGUCCUCUCUCCAACUAAAUACAUUUAUAUUAACACACAAAUUGUAUCUAUUUUUUGGUUCUAACACCAAAAGUUGUUGUUACUGUAAGAUUUAUUUUGUUCCUUUUCCUGUUCCACAUCCCGUUUUGACUUGUAUUUUCCAAAAAAAUCAUGUUAAUAUUAGCCACAAGUAUUUCAUCUGCUUAGUGCUUUCCAUCCUCAUUUUUCCCUUUCUGCUAAUUUAAAUAAAGUACUUACAUAUUUCUAGGACUGGUUUUGAUAGCUCCAUUCCAUGGAGAAGGAUGAGCCGCUACAUGUUGAAUAUUAAACCAUCAACAUUUCCUUGUUUUUAUUUUAUGUUUUCCCUGACUCUUUCCUCUUGCCACACACCACAUGUGUUCUAGGAGCACGAUUAAUGGCACAGCUCACCCCUUUCCCCUCCAGACAACCAGAACUGGCUUCUUACCUGGGCACACCAAGCAGGAGAAUUAACUCUUUUUUUGGCUGGCCAUGUGCAGUGUGACUUGUGUACUUUAGCUGCUGCUGGUGCUACUGCUGAGAUCACUCCAGAAUGACCCAGAUGGGGAAACCUCUGCCUUACAAAUUUUUAUGAUUUUUUCACAGCACUUCAUAAACAAGGGCAGCAUUCCUUAAGUGGUCUUUUUUCACUGCAUUGUGAUAAAAUAGCAUUAUAAAUUAAUCUGUAUAUGGAUGUAAUUUUAAGUGUACCUGUGUUUCUUUUUUCCAGAAAACCUCGUUGCAGAUUUUUUUGGUUUGCUGAACAUUCACACAUUUUCCUCUACCAUGACCAGUGCCACUUAUUAGCCAAUGUAUUGUGAACCUUUUGACAUGGCUCCAGGUGCUGAUCCCUGAAUACAAUAUUUCUGAAAAUUUAAAAGUGAAAACAAUCAGAGCCAAGAGAAAUCAGUUAGUGAGUGAAAGUCUCUGAAGGCAUAUGAACACAGAAGGUGAAAAAUGAAAACGUGAUGUUCUAACUACUUUCUCAAGCAAACUUGGAAUUAAAGAAUCUCUUUCCUCAGACCUGUGGCCCAAAACUUUUGCUAUGGCAUGUGUUACAGCCAAUUCUGUCCUGCUGAUAUUAAGCUUUUUCCAGUGUAAGACACUAUUUUCCACAAUCCUGGCAAGUGGACAAGAAGACAUAAAGGAUGCACUUAGACUACAUAAUAUUCUGUGGGCCACCAAGAAUGAUUCAAGAGUUAUUUUGUCUUGGAGCAAUAACCUGACAAAAGAAGAAACCAGGAAAUACACUGUGAAGUAUAUUUUGAUUUAUAAGUUCUUCAAUACCACUAAAGAAAAAAAAGAAAGACUGGAGGAGAAGGAAAAGAUAAUACAUCUUAAAUUACAUUCUGGUUUUAAUGCUAAGGUUAAGACACAACUUUUUGCAAAAGAAACAGAAGACAUAAUUAAGGAGAGUGACUGGACAGAAUUUACUUACAAGGCACCUCCAGUCUACAUUCAGAAUCUUUCGUGCAUCAUAUAUAACAUUUCUUUUUUCAAUUGCACCUGGAACAUUAAAGCAGAAGCUCCUGAAGAUAUCCAGAUCUUUACCUCAUACAGACAUGUAGGAAAAGUUUUUGCAUGCCAGAAAUAUAUAAAAAAUGCAAGUAACAAAAAUAUUGGCUGCAAUAUGAGAGAAAUACAUUUCCAACCAUCAAGGAAAAUAAAUUUAAAUAUAACUGUCAGAAAUUUGAAAAAUGGUUCAAGAGGACUGUCUUAUUACAAAGCUUUCACACCUCAGACAAUAGAGAAACUGAACCCACCAAUCAACGUCUCAGUUUCCCUUGAAAACAGAAGUAUUAAAAUUCACUGGAAACCUCCACCUACUAUUGGUUCAGCAAGGAAAAAGUGUUUUUUGUACCAAGUGAAAAUAACAGAUCAUAAGAUUGUAAAUGUCACUGCAGAGAACUAUAAGUAUUCAUUUCAUAAGCCAGAAAAAAAAUGUGCGGCACAAGUAAGGGUAAAGAAAGAGACUUGCAUAGCAAACAAGGUCUGGAGUGAAUGGAGUGAACCAGUAUUUAUUAACGAUGAAAAGAUGGUGGAUAUCCUGCUACUAAGCCUCUCAUUGCUUUGUCCUCUGGUUUUCCUUGGAGGUUUGAUGAUAUAUGCAUGUAGAAGGUAUAGAUGCCUGGAAGUUCUAACCACGCCUGUUCCACAUCCUUCAGAUCAUAUCAAAACGUGGUUAGCAGAUGAGACUCACCACCAGCAACAUAUGCCAAUGCAAAUGGAGAUGCACUCAGAGGUUACUCUUGGAACACUAGAAGAGAACAGAGAUGAGAACAUUCAACCACAGAAGUGUUUGAAGGAAUUUGUCUUAGAAGAUCUAUAGAGAUGAUAUGCUUUUUUUAUCUUAUUCAAGUGUACCUUUCCAUGAGGUAGACAAUAUUCUAACAGAUCAAAGAACAGCUGAUAUGGGAGUUUGUCUGAGACCAAUAACUUGAAGUACUUUGUGCUCUGACAACAUGCAACUCUUAAAAUUAGCUUUGGAUCACAAACAAAAAGCAGUAUCUUGCAGCUUGUCUCUAAAAAAACUGAUCUCCAGCCAAAUGAAAUUAGAGCAUCUCAGAAAAUAUGAGCUGAUGUUGACAUCCCCUUGGGUUAAAAUGAAAUUAGAAUUAGUGUUUCAUAAUGCUACAAUAGCUUCCAAGUACUGUCUGAUAGAUCAAGAGCUUUUGAAGAUUGGCUGUUCAUACAAAUCUCAUACUAGCUAUUAAACAUCUGAUUCAUGUGGUCAUGAGAAAUGGUGGAAGUAGUAAAUGUUUCUGGAAACAGCAAGAGGAUCUCACAAGUGUUCUCUAAAACUAAUAAAAAGAAAUUCCCUUUCUGAGUCACUGCAGUGUGUAAGCACACAUCAACCAGAAAGAAAAGCGUGAAGACAGGGUCUUUUAAUAUUGUGGGCUUUGCAGUUAGCAAUCUAAGUAAAACAAGAAAACUUUGGAUGAAGUAAAGUUUUCUGCUGUAUUGUGAGUGUUUAAAUAGGUUUAUCUCAGAGAAGUGAAAGUUCAGAACUGACCAAUUUUUGCUAUUUAUUUUUCCCUGUCUCUUUAAAGAAUCUUUCCUACUGAUUCCAUGAAGUGAUGAGCUAUGCUAGUCUGUUUUCAGGUACACAGUCAGGGAAGAGUUAUUCUAAUUCUUCGUUAGGACAGUGUUUAUUUGACUAGAAGAGAAUUAUUUGAUUUUGCAAGGAAGACAUUUCUUUUUUGAAGAUGGGAAAUACAAAUCAAUGAUGGACAUAAUUUUCUGGAAGGUUUGGAAGAUACCUAAAAAUUACUUGCUUUCUUUACUGGUAACAUUUUUCCAUGUCAGAAUAGUAAUUAUUGGAAGAAAUAAAAAUAUAAAAAUUUUGUUUGUGUUCUUGAAACAUAAAGUUUCCAAGAUAUA
This is a messenger RNA of Parus major (Great Tit), 3484 nucleotides long. Its product is annotated as interleukin-5 receptor subunit alpha-like. Lineage: Eukaryota; Metazoa; Chordata; Aves; Passeriformes; Paridae. Gene Ontology annotation, cellular component: external side of plasma membrane. Gene Ontology annotation, molecular function: cytokine receptor activity; protein binding. The record is from RefSeq and is a predicted model, not a curated record. Gene Ontology annotation, biological process: cytokine-mediated signaling pathway. The coding region runs from base 1149 to 2432 and encodes 427 amino acids. The transcript is spliced from 11 exons.